This is a messenger RNA of Nycticebus coucang (slow loris), 3788 nucleotides long. RefSeq names its product mitogen-activated protein kinase kinase 4 (gene MAP2K4). The transcript is spliced from 12 exons. Gene Ontology annotation, biological process: protein phosphorylation; MAPK cascade. Lineage: Eukaryota; Metazoa; Chordata; Mammalia; Primates; Lorisidae. The record is from RefSeq and is a predicted model, not a curated record. Bases 77 to 1309 code for a protein of 410 amino acids. Gene Ontology annotation, molecular function: JUN kinase kinase activity; ATP binding.
GCCCCUCGGCCGUGUGAGAGGCCAAGCUUGCUGCAUUGCAGCCGCCGCGGCGCCGCUCGGCUCCUCACUCCCAACAAUGGCGGCUCCGAGCCCGAGCGGCGGCGGCGGCUCCGGGGGUGGCAGCGGCAGCGGUACCCAGGGCCCCGUAGGGUCCCCGGCGCCGGGCCACCCGGCCGUCAGCAGCAUGCAGGGCUUUCAGAUAAACUUCUGUGAAAAGGCACAAAGUAAACGCAAAGCACUGAAGUUGAAUUUUGCAAAUCCACCUUUCAAAUCUACAGCAAGGUUUACUCUGAAUCCCAAUCCUACAGGAGUUCAAAACCCACACAUAGAGAGACUGAGAACACACAGCAUUGAGUCGUCAGGAAAACUGAAGAUCUCUCCUGAACAACACUGGGAUUUCACUGCAGAGGACUUGAAAGACCUUGGAGAGAUUGGACGAGGAGCUUAUGGUUCUGUCAACAAAAUGGUCCACAAACCAAGUGGGCAAAUAAUGGCAGUUAAAAGAAUUCGGUCAACAGUGGAUGAAAAAGAACAAAAGCAGCUUCUUAUGGAUUUGGAUGUAGUGAUGCGGAGUAGUGAUUGCCCAUACAUUGUUCAGUUUUAUGGUGCACUCUUCAGAGAGGGUGACUGUUGGAUCUGUAUGGAGCUCAUGUCUACCUCGUUUGAUAAGUUUUACAAAUAUGUAUAUAGUGUAUUAGAUGAUGUUAUUCCAGAAGAAAUUUUAGGCAAGAUCACUUUAGCAACUGUGAAAGCACUAAACCACUUAAAAGAAAACUUGAAAAUUAUUCACAGAGAUAUCAAACCUUCCAACAUUCUUCUGGACAGAAGUGGAAAUAUUAAACUCUGUGACUUCGGUAUUAGUGGACAGCUUGUGGACUCCAUCGCCAAGACAAGAGAUGCGGGGUGUAGGCCGUACAUGGCUCCUGAAAGAAUAGACCCAAGUGCAUCACGACAAGGAUAUGAUGUCCGCUCUGAUGUCUGGAGUUUGGGGAUCACAUUGUAUGAGUUGGCCACAGGCCGAUUUCCUUAUCCAAAGUGGAAUAGUGUAUUUGAUCAACUAACACAAGUUGUGAAAGGAGAUCCUCCACAGCUGAGUAAUUCUGAGGAGAGGGAAUUCUCCCCAAGUUUCAUCAACUUUGUCAAUUUGUGCCUUACGAAGGAUGAAUCCAAAAGGCCAAAGUAUAAAGAACUUCUGAAACAUCCCUUUAUUUUGAUGUAUGAGGAACGUACCGUUGAGGUCGCAUGCUAUGUUUGUAAAAUCCUGGAUCAAAUGCCAGCUACUCCCAGCUCUCCUAUGUAUGUCGAUUGAUAUGGCUGCUACAUCAGACUCUAGAAAAAAGGGCUGAGAGGAAGCAAGACGUAAAGAAUUUUCAUCUUGUAUCACAGUGUUUUUAUUGCUCGCCCAGACACCAUGUGCAAUAAGAUUGGUGUUCGUUUCCAUCAUGUCUGUAUACUCUGUCACCUAGAACGUGCAUCCCUGUAAUACCUGAUCGAUCACACAGUGUUAGUGCUGGUCAGAGAGACUUCAUCCUGCUCUUUUAUGAUGAACAUAUUCAUGAAACGUGGAAGUCAGUACGAUCAAGUUGUUGACUGUGAUUAGAUCACAUCUUAAAUUCAUUUCUAGACUCGAAACCUGGAGACACAGCUACUGGAAGGGUGUUUUGUCAGACUUCCAAAUCCUGGAAGGAUAUGGUGAUGGAUGUACUAUGUCUGAAUGUAGAGACUCGGGCGUGAAUGAGAGCAGCUUGCACAGCCAGCGAGACACAUUGCCUUCUGGAGCUGGGAGACAAAGGAGGAAUUUACUUUCUUCACCAAGUGCAAUAGAUUUACUGAUUUGAUAUUCUGUUGCUUUACAGUCACAGUCGAUGUUUGGGGAUCGAUGUGCUCAGCCAAAUUUCCUGUUUGAAAUAUCAUGUUAAAUUAGAAUGAGUUUUAUCUUUACCAAAAAAACCAUGUUGCAUUCAAAGAGGUGAACAUUAAAAUAUUGAGACAGGACAGAAUGUGUUCUUUUCUCCUUUACCAGUCCUUCUACUCUUCAUUGGGAAGACUCAGGAGUCUGCCACUUGUCAAAGAAGGUGCUGAUCCUAAGAAUUUUCAUUCUCAGAAUUUAGUGUGCUGCCAACUUGGUGUGUUCCACCUGCCACAAACCACCAGGACUGAAAGAAGAAAAGUACAGAGGGCAAAGUUUACAGAUGUUUUCAAUUCUAAUAUCUUAUCUGGAACAGCUUGUAGCAGCUAUAUAUUUCCCCUUGGCCCCAAGCCUGAUAUUUUAGCCAUCGUAACUCACAAACAGGGAGAAGUAGCUAGUAGCAACGUGCCUUGAUUGAUCAGAUGCAGAUUUCAUGCAGGCAGCACAAGACCAAAUCUCAGUUAUUUGCUUCUUGCCAGCACUGGUCCAGGUCUUCAGUUUCUGAAUUUCUUCCCCUUUCCCUACGGUCUGUUGUUGCUAUGUGACUUGCUUAAUCCAAUAUUUUGCCUUUAAUUUCUACAUCAAAAGUCUUGAUAAUUACCAGGGAUGUUCCUUACCAAGGAUUUUUAGCCCCAAACUCUCAUGUGCUCUAAUAUUUAAAAGGCUGAGAAUAGAGGGCUGGUGUGGUAGGUGAUGCCGAGGUAUCUUCUCUAGAGACUCAUUUGACUGGAUGAGGGUCUGAAAUGGCAGUCUCUUAGAUAUGGUCAUCCAUCACCUGCUAGAAUCUCCAGUAGUUCACCACCAUUUCUUGGGAUUGGGAUUCUACCGGGAAGGGAGAAAAAGAAAAGCAAAACAAAACCCCAGAACACAGUUGUAAGAGGCCAUUUAAGUCUGUUAUCUUGCUGUGUUGCUUCAGUCCCAUGAGCCAGGCUCUCAUUAGGUUUUGCUCCAGCCGCCCUGGCACUGAGCUUUAAGCUUUGCAUUUGUAUGACAGUUAAGCAGCACUGUGAGUGGUUCAAGCACCCUGGAGUAUAAAACAGCCGUGGUCUGAGAUGCAUGUGCUGCCAUUAUAGAACCAAAUUAUGGCAGAUGUGGCUGCAUCUCCUCUCAGAGUGACAGUCACAGCUGAUAAAGGGAGAAUGGUGCUGUUAACGUCACAUCCCUGUGAACUGCAGAAUUCAGAAAUGAUUUUGGUCCACUUGCCUAACUUCCCUGUCUUCUCCCCAUGGCAUCCCAGAUCUUAGACUCCCCAGUGUUCUGGAAGGAGGCAUUGUUACAUGUCUUCCUUCGACCACACCAAGCCAUCAUCUUCCAUUGCUCCCGGGGACUCAAAAGGAAUCUGUUUCUCUGCUGUCAACUUCCCGGCUGGCUCAGCAUAGGGUCACUUUGCCAUUAUGCAAAUGGAGAUAAAAGCAAUUCUGACUGUCCAGGAGCUAAUCUGACCGUUCUAUUGUGUGGAUGACCACAUAAAAAGGCAAUUUUAGUGUAUUAAUCAUAGAUUAUUAUAAAGUAUAAACUUAAGGGCAAGGAGUUUAUUACAAUGUAUCUUUAUUAAAACAAAAGGGUGUAUAGUGUUCACAAACUGUGAAAAUAGUGUAAGAACUGUACAUUGUGAGCUCUGGUUAUUUUUCUCUUGUACCAUAGAAAAAUGUAUAAAAAUUAUCAAAAAGCUAUGUGCAGGGAUAUUGCCUUAUUUGUCUGUAAAAAUGGAGCUCAGUAACAUAACUGCUUCUUGGAGCUUUGGAAUAUUUUAUCUUGUAUUCUUGUUUGAAUUCCUCCUCUAUUUAAGAUAUAUACAUGGAAUCGAAGUGUUUAUGUAAUAGUUCUUCUAUCCUUUUGCCUGCAGGUCAGUUGUAAUAAAUCUAGGAUGUGAUGAUGA